ACAGGUAGGACACACAGCACAUUGCACCAUUCUGGACAGAGGUGCCUGUGAGCCUUACAGAACCUCAAGCUUCUCUCAAAAAGGCAGGCACAGCAGAGACAACACACACCAUGGGGUCCUCUUCAGUGUCGGCCCACAUAGAACUUGUCCACUAUCAAGGGCUCCUGCUGGUUGUCUCACUCUUAAACUUCUGGAUCCACCCUACCACAGCCCAAGUGACAGUUCAUUCGAAGAAUGCUCUUGAAGGAACUGAUGUGCAUCUAUAUAUCCACCAUACAGCUCCCAAAGCAGCAGGCUUCCUGUGGUACAAGGGAGAAACCAUUGACAGCCAUCAUUAUAUUGCAUCUCUUUCACUAAACCCAAGAAUCCAUAAAAGCGGUCCUCCAGAUGAACGAGUGAUAGUAGAGGAAGAUGGGUCCUUGUUGUUCAAGAAUGUCACCAUGAAAGACUCAGGAAUCUACACCAUACUGGUGCAACUACAAGGCUGUCAAAAAAUGAUAGCAUGUGGACGGCUUACUGUAUACCCGUUUGUGAGUGGGCCCACCCUCCUAGCCAGCAACACUACAGUCACAGAGAAUAAGGAUGCUGUGGUCUUGACCUGCGACACAAACGCUCACGCCAUCCAGUGGUUGUUCAAAGGCACAAGUCUGACUCUCACAGAAAGAAUAACGCUGUCACGUGAUCACAGAAACCUCACCAUAUACCCUGUCCUGAGGGAGGAUGCUGGUAAUUACCAGUGUAAAGGCUUCAACCCCAUAAAUUCUGCUAAAAGUGCAUCACUUGCUCUGGAUGUGAAAUUUGAGUGAUCCUCCUUUCCCACUCUAUGUUGUUAAACUCUAAAUAAAGUGGGUUUUUUGCAAUAUCAUAGUUGAUUCAUGCUGAGGGUGAAUAGUUCUUAAAUAUUUGC
Molecule: messenger RNA, 907 nt
Organism: Phyllostomus discolor (pale spear-nosed bat)
Lineage: Eukaryota; Metazoa; Chordata; Mammalia; Chiroptera; Phyllostomidae
Product: carcinoembryonic antigen-related cell adhesion molecule 21-like
Exons: 3
Coding region: 111-806 (231 amino acids)
Biological process (GO): regulation of immune system process; signal transduction
Cellular component (GO): cell surface; plasma membrane
Molecular function (GO): protein tyrosine kinase binding
Source: RefSeq, a predicted model, not a curated record